AUGCCUCAAGGAUGGGCGUGCCAAGGCUGCAAAGUCAAAACCAAAACAGACCCGACGAUAUCCUCGAAGGCAUCAAAAACGUUAUGUGGUGAUAUGUCGUCAGAAGAGUCAACUCCUCAAUCAGAUCUAAGUGAGAAUACACCCACAUCUAACAACCGCAUGCUACGGGAGUUAAUGCAGGAGAUAAGAGAUCUGCGCAGUGAGCUGAGCAAAACAAGAACUGAGAUUGCGGACUGUAGGAGGGAGAUUCUCGACUUCAAAGCAGAGCUGCAUUCAUGCAGCGCACGUUUAACUGCCUUAGAAGAAAAAGUGUCUACACUGGAGACGAGCUGCGAAGUAAAAUCUCCCGGCAAUGUGGAGAAGCUCGAAAACACAAUUACCGAUUUGAAGCGACAAUUAAACGAGCGCGAACAAGAAUCUCUGCAUAACGACCUGGAAAUCUCCGGCCUGCCUGAAGAAAAAAAUGAAAACAUCUUGCAUGUAGCCGGGCUUAUAGCCGUAAAGCUAGGCAUAAAGUUGGAGGACCGGGAUGUUGUAUUCGCGGAGCGGGUGGGCUUCUCGCGUUCAGCGCGCAACCGCGCCGCUGAGGACGCGGCCGCGUCGCCGCGCCCACUCACCAUCGUCGUGAGGCUGGCGCGUCGAGCCCUGCGCGACGACAUGCUACGUGCUGCGCGUGUGCGCCGCGGCCUCACCUCAGCCGACAUCAGCAUGCCGGGGGAGCCGCGCAGGUUCUUCGUCAACGAGCGCCUCACGCGGCUGAACCGACAGCUGUUUGGCAUGGCGCGGGAAGCUGCAUCACAAACCCAGUGGAAAUAUGUUUGGACGAGAUAUGGUAACAUUUUUGCUAGGAAAGAUGACGGUAAGGUAGUCGAGCGAAUUAAAAAUGAAAAUGACAUAAAGAAAAUUUUUAUAUCU
Molecule: messenger RNA, 915 nt
Organism: Iphiclides podalirius (scarce swallowtail)
Lineage: Eukaryota; Metazoa; Arthropoda; Insecta; Lepidoptera; Papilionidae
Source: the annotation of a GenBank genome assembly